CCCUCGCGCGGCGCGGCCUUGCGGGGUGCGUGCGGCGCGGGCGCCUCGGCGGCUCCAGAAGAUUCCCGGGGGCGACGGGCGGCAUGGAGGAGGAGGCGGGAGCGGCAUCGGGAGCGGCGCCGCCGCGGUUCUCGGACGCGGACGUCGACCGGGACCCGGGGGCGGCGGCGCAGGAACUGACAACAGCUUUGGGAAAGAAUCCAGAUGAUGCCGAAUAUUAUUGUCAACGAGCUUAUGCUCAUAUUCUUCUAAACAAAUAUGCAGAUGCAGUUGCGGAUGCAAAGAAGUCUCUAGAACUCAACCCAAAUAAUGCUGUAGCACUUCUUAGAAAAGGGUUAGGUGAAUAUCAUAUCAAAAAUUAUGCAUCUGCUUUAGAGUCUUUCAGAGAGGGACAGAGGUUGGACAAUGUAGAUGAUGCCUUUACUAUUUGGAUUAAAAGAUGUGAAGAAACACUGAAUGCAUCACAGACAGAUUUGAAUAUACAGCAGCAGCCUCUGCCACCAAAGAUCAAAUAUGACUGGUACCAAACAGAAUCUCAAGUAAUUGUGACCAUAAUGAUCAAGAAUGCACAGAAGGAUGAUGUCAGUGUGCAGUUUUUGGAGAAAAAGAUGAAUGCAUCAGUGAGACUUCCAUCAGGUGAAGACUUCAACUUAAAGCUUGAUCUUCUUCAUUCUAUAGUGCCAGAGCAAAGUACGUUUAAAGUGCUUUCAACAAAGGUUGAGAUAAAAAUGAAGAAGCCAGAGGCUGUAAGAUGGGAGAAGCUGGAGGGCCAGGGAGAUUCUCCUAUGUUAAAACAAUUUACACCAGAUACCCAGCACUUAUACCCAUCAUCCUCUCAUUAUACAAGGAACUGGGACAAACUGGUAGUUGAAAUCAAAGAAGAGGAGAAAAAUGAGAAGUUAGAAGGAGAUGCUGCUUUAAAUAAACUCUUCCAGCAAAUCUAUUCAGAUGGUACCGAUGAAGUAAAACGUGCCAUGAACAAAUCAUUCAUGGAGUCUGGUGGCACAGUUCUGAGCACCAACUGGUCUGAUGUUGGUAAAAGGAAGGUAGAAGUAAAUCCUCCUGAUGACGUGGAAUGGAAAAAAUUCUAACCCUAUUUCUGAUCUUUACCAUCUAUGUGUUGCCAUAGUCAUGUACUGACCACUAUGUAUGGACAUAGCAUUCUUGGAUUCAAAGCACUGAAUAUUCCCUUGAAAACAGGAAUUGUCUUUACAUUUUGCGUGCUUUAGCAAUUCCUUCAUCUGCAGAUGUUAAAGAUAUACUCAAGAGUGGAAUCCUAUUUUAUCAUCUCCGACUAAUUUCUGGGAAUUGAGUCCAUCAGUCCAAAUUUUCUACCACCUUUAUCAGCUCUGCUCUUUGGGAUAGGGUGAUCUCUAAUGGCUGGUCAGGAUUAUUGCCUUACAGCUGGUAUUUCUGUUCAAUAACUUAUUACAUCUUGGCAGUUUUGGGUAAAAACACUUUUCACAAGAGUGUUAAAAUUGUUUGCUCCUUAACUCUGCUAAAUAAAACUGUAAAUACAAA
Messenger RNA from Corvus hawaiiensis (hawaiian crow), 1521 nucleotides. RefSeq names its product SGT1 homolog, MIS12 kinetochore complex assembly cochaperone (gene SUGT1). Gene Ontology annotation, molecular function: protein-folding chaperone binding. The coding region runs from base 84 to 1091 and encodes 335 amino acids. Lineage: Eukaryota; Metazoa; Chordata; Aves; Passeriformes; Corvidae. The transcript has 13 exons. The record is from RefSeq and is a predicted model, not a curated record. Gene Ontology annotation, biological process: protein stabilization.